AUGGAUAACUUCGAGUACAGCAUCCAUCUGAACGACCGCGAAUGGGCUGAGUUCUUCCAGGCCUCCGAGGAGUGCAGCCUGGCACCGGCCUCGCUGGCCACGGCCGAGGAGCAGUGCCUCAGUGACAUUGAGCAAGGGGACACCUCGGGACGGGACUGUCCCCGCAGCGGCGACCGGGGGAUCGCAGCCAGGCCGGGCAGCGAGCCAGGGGCUGGCACGGGCAGGCCUGCCCCACGUGGGGUGGCCAGUGACACAGCCCUGAGCUGGCCCCAGCGUGGGCACCUCUCGGUGCCGGAGCUGCUGUCGGGCAGCGAGGACGAGGCGGAGCUGGGCUCUGUGGGCAGGUUCCUGUGUGACAGCGACAAGCCCAGCCUGGCACCCGCUGCCAUGCCCAGCGCACAGAGGAGGCAGCCACCAAGGCCACCCGCGGCCACCACGGCCGGUGGCACAGCCCAGGACAACCCCGGGCAGGACGCGGCGGAGAAAGGAGAGUCCGGAGACAGCCAGGCCAUGGAGACCCCCGUACCCCCCGAGCAGGGCGGGCAGGGAUCGGCCGAGAGCGGCGCUGAGCCCGGGCUGCGGGGACCCUCGGGGGACCCCCCGAGCCCAGCCCCGGGGUCGGUGCCCAGGGUGGCACCGGAGGAGGAGAAGGCGGGCACGGAGCCGAGCUCCCCGGGCGGAUCUCCCAGCGUGGUGAGACCCAAGGUGCCGGCACAGCCGAGGAAGAGCCGCAGGCAGCGCGGAGCCAGCUCCACCGAGGGGGACAGGGACCCUGCGGGGGCUGCGGCACCGGGAGCCACCGGAGCCGGGAAGGCACCCCCGACCUCCCCGAUGUCCCCUCGGAAGGGCAGAGGGAAGGACAAGGCGGCCAAGGGAGCGCUGGUGAGGCUGGGGAGCGAGGAAGCUGCAGAGAACAAGCGGUCAGUGCCCGGCCCGGGCGGGGACGGCGGCGAUGCCGGGACUGCUCCCCCAAAGCAGAGGGGGAAGGAGCCGGGGGCGCAGUCCCCAGGGAAGGCAAAAGCCACCAAGAACCCAAGGGCAGGGCAGGCCGGUGGCUUGGGCGUACGUGACAGUGUCCCAGAGGUCCCUGGAGACGCAGAGCCAUGCCAGGAGAUGCCAGGGAAGCCUCUGCAGCCCGGGAGUGCAGCAGCUUUUGGAGGGAAUGCUGCUGAGGGGGCUGGGGGGGAUCCUGCAGCUGAGAUCCCCAGGGCCAGGAGCCCCCUGUGCUUUGCUGACGGGGCCUCUCCCAAAUCCAACUCUCUGGAUGUGACCUGGCCCGAGAUGUACGAGUACCUGUUCUGUGAUUCCCAGGAGGAGGACGAGCUGGGGAGCUCCUUGGAGGGGAGGAAAUCCCCCUUGCAAAGGGAAAUCUCCUGGCCUGAACUCUACGAGUAUUUGUUCAAUGAACCAGAAGGAAGCAGGAAAAAAGGCAAAGCUAAAGACAGGAAAAGAAAGAAGUUCAGCGGCUUGGAGAGCACUGGGAUGCAAAAGGAGGAUCCCAGCUCCGCCCCAGGCAAGGACACCGUGGUUAUCUCAGUCCCUGAUGUGUAUGAACACUUCUUCCCAGAGAGACCCCAGAACAGGAUGGGCUGGAGAGGGAUUUUCUCCAUGGCUCCGGCCUCCGAGGUGAAGAAAGCUGUGGGGGCUUUGAGUUCCCUGCUGCAAAGGCAAAUCCAGCUGGGAGGAGGCCAAGCCCCAAGCUCCCAGGCCCUGGUGCCCAGGAGAUCUGGAGAGGAGCUCGCCCUGGUCCCGCUGGGAGGAGCCCAGGUGUGGCCAGAAGAUGCAGACAGGACCCUGGCACUGAGAGGAGCAGCAGAGGACCCUCGGGUGCUGAGCCACAAGGACAUGUGCCUCGUCUUCUGUGCCUUCGCCUCCUGGGCCGUGAAGACAUCUGACCUGCAGGCUCCGGAUGCCUGGAAGACCAUGUUCCUGGCAAGCUUCGGCACCCUCUCGGCCAUCCGCUACUUCCGAAGGCAGGUCAGGGAAGGGCACCCCCGGACUUAA
Cinclus cinclus is the source of this 2004-nucleotide messenger RNA. RefSeq names its product PPARGC1 and ESRR induced regulator, muscle 1 (gene PERM1). Gene Ontology annotation, biological process: response to muscle activity; regulation of DNA-templated transcription. The record is from RefSeq and is a predicted model, not a curated record. NCBI's taxonomy places the organism in Eukaryota, Metazoa, Chordata, Aves, Passeriformes, Cinclidae. The transcript is spliced from 5 exons. Gene Ontology annotation, cellular component: cytoplasm; nucleus. Bases 1 to 2004 code for a protein of 667 amino acids.